AUGUCAGUCUCGUCGUCAUCUGCUUAUCAAACACAGCGCGAAGUUUAUCGACAUAAACUUAUGUUUGAAUUGAUGUUUCGUGAUGAUGAACAAGUGGAUUUAAAACGAUACAUUCGUGCAUUUGAUAUGCGCUUAUCACGAAAUACAGCAUUUUCCAAAAUUCCAUGUGGUCCAGUAAUUGUGAUUGAUAAAGCAAAAAUUGCUUCGUGGUCAACGAGCAAUUCGAAAUACAAAACAGAAUUGUGCAAAUAUUAUGUAGAAACUGGUGUAUGUAAAUUCGAUGGCGAUUGUACAUUUGCACAUGGUGCUGAAGAUUUACGUAAUGCAAAUCAUAAAUCAGUUUUAUGUCGACUAUUUCAUAUGACUAACAAUUGUCCAUAUGGUCAGAAUUGUGCAUUUAUUCAUGACGAGUAUCGACGUUCAUCGAUUAUUGUUAAGCCAGGUUAUACUUAUGCACCACAAUACGUUCCACCUAAUGGUGAUCAAGCAUCUAUUGACGAACAGGAACACGAACAGCGUUCGCGACGUUCAAGUUCAGGCUAUGCAUCCAGUGAAUUGAAAGGCGGCGGCAACAGUCGUAAGCAUCGCAGUUUCUACGAGAAAUCGUUGUUGCAAAUGAGUUUUUUUUGUCUUCGUGUGUUAAAAAAUUGUUUACUAGAAUUUGUCAAAUAG
Molecule: messenger RNA, 672 nt
Organism: Adineta ricciae
Lineage: Eukaryota; Metazoa; Rotifera; Eurotatoria; Adinetida; Adinetidae
Source: the annotation of a GenBank genome assembly